Messenger RNA from Salvelinus fontinalis (brook trout), 4183 nucleotides. RefSeq names its product tumor protein p53-inducible protein 11-like. The transcript is spliced from 8 exons. The coding region runs from base 235 to 807 and encodes 190 amino acids. The record is from RefSeq and is a predicted model, not a curated record. Lineage: Eukaryota; Metazoa; Chordata; Actinopteri; Salmoniformes; Salmonidae.
CGAAUUCUCCAACCUCACUGUUUGCAAACCCCAUAGAGCACAACUCAAAAGCUGCUGUUCAAAUACCAGUGAAAGGAAAACUCCGGAUUGUCUUCGCUUUCUAGACUGUGAGUUCUGCAGGGUGCCAUCAAGGCAGGAUAUCUGUCCGGAGAAGACCAUUGCAUUCUGGGUUAGGAGCUAGGUGUGGACCCCACUCCCAGACCCUCCAGAUUCCUAUAUUUGAGUUAUUGUGCCAUGGCCUCUAAGCCACAUCCUCCACUAAUGAAGAAACACAGUCAGUCAGAUCUGGUGAGCCGGCUGAAAACCAGGAAGAUACUGGGGGUCGGAGGAGAGGACGACGAUGGAGAGGUGCAUAGGUCGAAGCUCAGUCAGAUGCUGGGGAAUGACAUCAAGUAUCAGGUGCGAGAGCCUGUUGGUCUAAGGCUCUGGAUCGUCAUCUCUGCGUUAACCUUCACAGUUAUGGCCUUGAUGGCCCUGGUGUGUCCCAACCAGCUCUAUGAGGUGGUGUUUGAAGAAGAGAUCAACAAGACCAGCAUCUCCAUCAGGCUCUAUGGAGGAGCACUACUCAGUCUGUCCCUCAUCUUGUGGAAUGGAGUGUAUGCACAAGAGAAGGUCAUCAUUCAAUGGACUCUGCUCAGCGAAGCAUGCUACUUUGCUGUCCAGUUUAUAGUUACGUCGGUCACCCUGGUGGAGAUGGGCUCGUUUCCCAACGCUGCCAUCCUCCUCCUCCUCAGCCGGGUGCUCUUCCUCCUGGUCACUCUCUUCUAUUACUACCACCUGGGGAGAGGACGACCCAAGAAGAUCUGAGAGGAGGGAGGGGAGGAGAGAGGACGACCCAAGAUGAUCUGAGAGGAGGGAGGGGAGGAGAGAGGACGACCCAAGAUGAUCUGAGAGGAGGGAGGGGAGGAGAGAGGACGACCCAAGAAGAUCUGAGAGGAGGGAGGGGAGGAGAUUAGACGACCCAAGAUGAUCUGAGAGGAUGGAGGGGAGGAGAGGACGACCCAAGAUGAUCUGAGAGGAGGGAGGGGAGGAGAGAGGACGAUUUGAGAGGGAGAGGACGACCCAAGAAGAUCUGAGAGGAGGGAGGGGAGGAGAGAGGACGACCCAAGAAGAUCUGAGAGGAGGGAGGGGAGUAGAGAGGACGACCCAAGAUGAUCUGAGAGCAGGGAAGGGAGGGCAGGGGAUGGAGGCCCACAGGGUGGGGCUCGGCUGAGUUAGGUUGUUUGGGAGGGGAGGGGAUGGAGGCCCACAGGGUGGGGCUCGGCUGAGUUAGGGUGUUUGGGAGGGGUGGGGUGGGGUGGGUGCUUUCAAAUAUUUAAUUCCAGACGGAGCUGUGGUUUAUUGAUUGAAGAGAAAUGUUCACAAUGUCGCAGCUAGAAAUGUAAUGUGUAGAGCUGGCAUUAUUCACAGUUCUACAUGACAAACCGUCAUAGCAGAUCGAUACAUUACAUGUAUAACGUUCUGUAAGGUUGCACCUUUCUGAUCAGGGAUGUGGUGUGGGCGGGGCUUACCAGGGAUGUGGUGUGGGCGGGGCUUACCAGGGAUGUGGUGUGGGCGGGGCUUACCAGGGAUGUGGUGUGGGCGGGGCUUACCAGGGAUGUGGUGUGGGCGGGGCUUAUCAUGGGUGUGGUGUGGGCGGGGCUUAUCAUGGGUGUGGUGUGGGCGGGGCUUAUCAUGGGUGUGGUGUGGGCGGGGCUUAUCAGGGGUGUGGCAGGGGCUUAACAGGGAUGUGGCUGGGACGUGGGAGGGGCUUGGUCCAUCCAGCCCCAUUCUACUGUAUGUUAGACUCCAGAUGUUUUUAAUAACCAGUCAACACACGGUGGUCUCUUUUGUUCUCUAUAUGGAAAUGAGAAAGGGUCUGAUUGUGAAAGUGGGAGAUUGUUGUCCUCCUCCAAAUACUGUACUCUACUUGUGUGAAGGGUGGUUCUGUGUAAAAAAAGAGGGAAAAAAAGUGUAUUCAUUUGAAGUGAUGUUUUUCUUGUACAGUACCUCCCUUCCGCCCAGUCACGUGACUUAGUGCUUACAUCCCAAACAACACCUUAUUCCCUAUACAGUGCACUACCUUUGAGCAAAAGUAGAGUCCUAUGGGCCCUGUUCAAAGUAGUGCACUGUAUAGGAAAUAGGUAGUUUUUUGGGGGGACCGAUCCAAGAUGUACAGAGCAAUUUAAAACACUAUACUGUAUUAGUAUGUAGUCAUUUGAAUGUUUUUUGUUGUUCUAAUGUGAUCUUUUGGUAGUUUCAUUUUGAAUAUACUGUUGUCUCAAGGACCAAGAGUUUGUAAGUUUAAAGAUGUUCAAUUUUUAUGGUGUUGGUUGGUUGACGUUGUUUCUGUCUCCUGUGCACUAAGGUGAAACAUGGAUAUCUUUGCUCUCUCUCUCUCUCUGUCGCUUGUUUAUCUGCUUCUAUCAGCUGUUCAUUUAACCAGCAGAAUGUCCGUUAUAGGUAGAAGACAGCUGGUAAAGUAAAAUAGAAUCGGACUAAUUCAAAUACAAUUACUAGAACAGACAUUUCAAGUCGACCGUAUUCUAUGUGUAUGAUCAGACCUGCUGCCCUCGUCUCUAAACUGAAAGGUGAUCAGACCUGCUGCCCUUGUAUCUAAACUGAAAGGUGAUCAGACCUGCUGCCCUCGUCUCUAAACUGAAAGGUGAUCAGACCUGCUGCCCUUGUCUCUAAACUGAAAGGUGAUCAGACCUGCUGCCCUCGUCUCUAAACUGAAAGGUGAUCAGACCUGCUGCCCUCGUCUCUAAACUGAAAGGUGAUCAGACCUGCUGCCCUCGUCUCUAAACUGAAAGGUGAUCAGACCUGCUGCCCUUGUCUCUAAACUGAAAGGUGAUCAGACCUGCUGCCCUCGUCUCUAAACUGAAAGGUGAUCAGACCUGCUGCCCUCGUCUCUAAACUGAAAGGUGAUCAGACCUGCUGCCCUCGUCUCUAAACUGAAAGGUGAUCAGACCUGCUGCCCUCGUCUCUAAACUGAAAGAUGAUCAGACCUGCUGCCCUCGUCUCUAAACUGAAAGGUGAUCAGACCUGCUGCCCUUGUCUCUAAACUGAAAGGUGAUCAGACCUGCUGCCCUCGUCUCUAAACUGAAAGGUGAUCAGACCUGCUGCCCUCGUCUCUAAACUGAAAGGUGAUCAGACCUGCUGCCCUCGUCUCUAAACUGAAAGGUGAUCAGACCUGCUGCCCUCGUCUCUAAACUGAAAGGUGAUCAGACCUGCUGCCCUUGUCUCUAAACUGAAAGGUGAUCAGACCUGCUGCCCUCGUCUCUAAACUGAAAGGUGAUCAGACCUGCUGCCUCAUGGUGAAGCCAUUGACCAGCUGACAGACUGGUAUAAUGUGUGGAUUAGCGUCUAUGUAUAUAUAUAUAUUCUGUCCUUAAUGCUGGGUCAGAACACUGAGGGAGGUCAUAGGUCCGCUUUUCAGUCUGUCCAAUGGGCAUAGAGAACACAUACUGUACAUAAUAGAGAUGCCUCAUCCGCUAACGUGAUAUUGAGAGUGAGCUUACAAUAUGAAGCGCUGUCGGGAAUAGACAUUGUACAGGGAUGAUAACCUUUUUAAUUCAGCAAGUUUCUGUCAAGAGGUUUGACUUGAAGGUCACUUCCACUCCAAAACGAUCAUUUUUGGGGCGUUUGUUUCAUUAGUCCACUGUUGUUACAAUCCCCCAAAAAUGUUUUCAAGAUAUAGAUACUUUGAAAACGCUAAUUGUCACUUGCCACACCAUCAAUAUAUUUAUACUGUAGGCCUACUGUAUAAUUACACUGAAAUAUUUAGUAUUUAUGGUCAAGUUUAACUUGAACAUUGUGUAGGCGAAUCAAAUGUUAUUUGUCACAUGCUUCAUAAUAACAGGGGUAGAUUAAAGUAAGCAUUUCACUGUUAGUCCAUACCUGUUGUUUACAAAGCAUAUGACAAAUAACUUUUAGAUUUGAAUCCUACAGCCAUCUGGUUAUAGGUUCUCUCCUUCUGUAUGUUCACGGUUGGGCAUAAUGUCAACAUGGUGAUGUACUUUCGAUGUGACCAGCAGAGCAAUGCCAGUGUUAGUCAGCAACGUCUUUAUUGGUGGCACGGCACACUUUUAUACACACCAUAUCUAUCUUUAGUCUUGCCUUAAACUUUUCAAAGAACAGUCACCGACCAACGUGCAAAUUCACUUGAUGCUUGUACAUGUAAAUAAAGUAGCCGUAUACUGUA